CCCUCCGCUUCGUCUGCUUCUGUUUGGUUGGCUCACUUGGGCGUUCGUGUGCGCAUGCGCGGCGGCGGCGGCGGCGGCGGCGGCAGCGGCUGGGUUCGGUCUGGUGGGAGAGGAGGCGGAGGAGAGGGGAGAAGAGAAGAUCAUCUUCGAGACGGGGAGGGCGCCGCGGGCGGGACCAUGGCGGGCAGCAGCGCCGCUGGACUCGGUGGGGCUGGCGAGACGAAGGUGAUUUACCAUCUGGACGAGGAGGAGACGCCGUACCUGGUCAAGAUCCCGGUCCCGGCCGAGCGCAUCACCUUAGGAGACUUUAAGAGCGUCCUGCAGCGCCCCGCCGGGGCCAAGUACUACUUCAAGUCAAUGGACCAGGAUUUUGGAGUGGUGAAGGAGGAGAUUUCAGAUGACAAUGCCCGAUUGCCCUGCUUCAAUGGGAGGGUAGUCUCUUGGCUUGUGUCCUCAGAUAACCCUCAGCCAGAGAACACCCCCCAAGCUCCUGAGCCUCGAGCAGAACCCUCAUCUCCACCCCCACCACUGCCUCCCCUCCCUCCUGAGAGGACUAGUGGCAUUGGGGACUCAAGGCCUCCAUCUUUCCACCCUAAUGUAUCUAGCAGCCGAGAAAACCUAGAGCCUGAGACAGAAACAGAAUCAGUAAUAUCACUGAGACGGGAUCGGUCUAGGAGGAGAGAAAGCAUCGAUCAUGUUGGUGGUGGCCACCGACCUAAUGGUUCUUCCCGAUUGGAGCGGCACCUGGCUGGUUAUGAGAGCUCCUCUACUCUCUUAACUAGUGAACUAGAGAACACCAGCCUAGGAGAUUCAGAUGAGGAUGAUACCAUGAGCAGGUUCAGUAGCUCCACCGAGCAGAGCAGUGCCUCCCGACUCUUAAAGAGACACCGUCGGAGGAGGAAACAGCGACCACCUCGACUAGAAAGGACCUCAUCCUUCAGCAGUGUAACAGAUUCUACCAUGUCUCUCAAUAUCAUCACAGUCACGCUCAACAUGGAGAAGUACAAUUUCCUGGGCAUCUCCAUUGUGGGCCAAAGCAAUGAGCGUGGCGAUGGUGGCAUCUACAUCGGCUCCAUCAUGAAGGGUGGUGCUGUGGCUGCAGAUGGGCGAAUUGAACCAGGGGACAUGCUGCUGCAGGUGAAUGACAUGAACUUUGAGAACAUGAGUAAUGAUGAUGCCGUACGGGUGCUAAGAGAGAUUGUGCACAAGCCUGGCCCCAUCGUGUUAACUGUGGCCAAAUGCUGGGAUCCCUCCCCUCAGGCUUACUUCACACUCCCCCGAAAUGAGCCAAUCCAGCCUAUUGACCCUGCGGCCUGGGUUUCCCAUUCAGCAGCACUCACUGGUGCCUUCCCUGCCUACCCAGGCUCUUCUUCUAUGAGCACUAUAACUUCAGGCUCUUCCCUGCCUGAUGGUUGUGAAGGACGUAGCCUCUCUAUACACACAGACAUGGCAUCUGUGACCAAGGCCAUGGCAGCGCCUGAGUCUGGGCUGGAGGUCCGGGAUCGAAUGUGGCUUAAGAUAACUAUUCCCAAUGCCUUUCUGGGCUCAGAUGUAGUCGACUGGCUUUACCACCAUGUGGAAGGGUUCCCUGAACGUCGGGAGGCAAGGAAAUAUGCCAGUGGGUUGCUCAAGGCAGGCCUAAUCCGGCAUACUGUCAACAAGAUCACCUUUUCUGAACAGUGUUACUAUGUCUUCGGGGACCUCAGUGGGGGCUGUGAAAGCUACCUUGUGAACCUCUCUCUGAAUGAUAAUGAUGGAUCAAGUGGAGCUUCUGACCAGGACACACUGGCUCCACUGCCUGGGGCCACACCAUGGCCCUUGCUACCUACUUUCUCCUACCAGUAUCCAGCCCCACAUCCCUAUAGUCCCCAACCUCCCCCUUAUCAUGAGCUUUCAUCCUAUAGCUAUGGAGGGGGCAGUGCUGGCAGCCAGCAUAGUGAGGGAAGCCGGAGCAGUGGAUCUACACGAAGUGAUGGGGGCAUAGGACGUCCUGGGAGGCCAGAAGAUCGAGGUCCGGAAUCCAAAUCAGGCAGUGGUAGUGAAUCAGAGCCAUCAAGCCGUGGUGGUAGCCUUCACUGGGGUGGGGAUUCUGGUGAUGCCACCCCUCCUCCACCCAGGGGACUAGGUGGGGGUGGCAGCAGCCUUCGUUCUCACCCUAAUCUCCAUCCCUAUGGGCCGCCUCCUGGUGUGGCACUACCAUAUAACCCCAUGAUGGUAGUUAUGAUGCCACCUCCACCCCCCCCAGCAGUUCAGCCUCCUGGAGCACCUCCUGUUCGAGACCUGGGCUCUGUACCACCUGAGCUAACUGCCAGUCGACAGAGCUUCCACCUGGCCAUGGGCAACCCUAGUGAGUUUUUUGUGGAUGUCAUGUAGGACCUUAUCUAUCAAUUUGACCAGGUUUUCUUGUACUAUCUGUGUCUUGAUAAUUCCUAUUAAUUCCCAGCAUGUGAGUACCCCUUCCCCCUCACGUUUCUGUAGCCAAGACUCACUUUUGCUACUGGAUGCCAUCAGGUCCAAAAAAAAUUUUUUUGGGUGAUUUAACCAAGGAGUUGCUACUACCAACAGUGCCUGAUCUGACCCAGGGUUACAGGAUUUUAUAUAUAAACUUUUUUAGGGGGGGAGGAGGGAAAAAUACAUUUUUAUUAUACUUUUUGAUACUUUAAAAAGAUAUUUUUCUGGAAUGAAGUAGCCCUAUGACAAUCCCUUCCCAUCCUAUUUGUCUUUCUUGCCCAAGUGGUUGGAGAGUAAGGAAAGGGUUGGUAUGUUGGGGGAUGGUAUCUCCACCUGCCUUUAGAAUUUAGGAGCCCCAAGCUAGGGUUCCAUAGCUGCCUAUAUUGCUAUUUAUUUUAGACUUUUGUGUAUAAAACCCUAAAUAAAGCAAUAGAAGGGAA
Molecule: messenger RNA, 2891 nt
Organism: Monodelphis domestica (gray short-tailed opossum)
Lineage: Eukaryota; Metazoa; Chordata; Mammalia; Didelphimorphia; Didelphidae
Gene: DVL2
Product: dishevelled segment polarity protein 2
Biological process (GO): canonical Wnt signaling pathway; intracellular signal transduction
Cellular component (GO): cytosol
Molecular function (GO): frizzled binding
Source: RefSeq, a predicted model, not a curated record